This is a messenger RNA of Parathielavia appendiculata, 3475 nucleotides long. Its product is annotated as DNA replication factor C, large subunit. Gene Ontology annotation, biological process: DNA repair; DNA replication. The coding region runs from base 171 to 3332 and encodes 1053 amino acids. The transcript is spliced from 5 exons. The record is from RefSeq and is a predicted model, not a curated record. Gene Ontology annotation, molecular function: ATP binding; ATP hydrolysis activity; DNA binding. NCBI's taxonomy places the organism in Eukaryota, Fungi, Ascomycota, Sordariomycetes, Sordariales, Chaetomiaceae. Gene Ontology annotation, cellular component: DNA replication factor C complex; nucleus.
CUUGCCGUGACGAGCUUUCCAGGCUUCCGUCACCCUGCCUAAACCCAAGCGGCAACCACCGACGAAAAAAGCUUUGAACUUACAGGAAGCUCAUUUGACCCCGGCUUCCUCAUUGACAAAUCAUCCCUGUAAACACAUUUUCCUGCGUCGGUUCCCUCCAUAUCGCCGCCAUGCCCGACAUUCGCAACUUCUUCAGCUCCAAGGGCGGUGCGCCGCCGCCGAAGCCUGCAACCAAGAAGGAGGAAGAGACAAAAGUGUCUAGAGCCAAAGGCCGAAAGGUCAUUGAGGACAGCGACGAGGAUGAGGUUGUCGAAACCAAGAAACCAACCAAGGCCACCCCUCGGAAGAAGGCAUCAGCCCCCAUCGAGGUAAAGGGCGAAGAGACAACGGCCGCCAAAUACUUUGCAUCAUCCAAACCGAAAUCAGGCACCGUGCAAACUACUCCAAAACCAGCAUCCAGGGCUCAGCCCGCCCCUGGCGCCGAGGUUCGCGUGAGCCCGAGAACUAAACCGGCCGCGUCAAAGCCAGCCCCUGAGCCCGCCAAGGCCACGCAAAACGGCAUCAAAAGGAAGCCGAUCACCUCUUACAAGAAGCAUGAUCGAGACGAUGACGACGCAUUCUUGGACGAUGACGAGGAUGCAGGCGAUGAUAUCUUUGCUGCUGAUGUGAAGGGCCGCAACAAGAGAAAGAACGACGAGUACCUGGAGGAAGACAGCGAGGAAGAGUUUCUUCCGAAGCCUAAGCGCGUAGCUUCGCGCGCCGGCAAGCCCCUAAAGGACGAGUCUGAAGACGAGGUUAAAUCGAACCCCAAAGCGACCACCAAGAAGACGCCUGCCUCGACCCGGAAACGCAAAACACCAGCUUCUGACAGCGAGGAAGACGUGGACGAUGUCAAGCCUGCCAAGAAGGCAGCCAAACCCCGCGCUCCUAGGGCCAAGAAGCAGCCCGAGUCCGACCCUGAUGAUGUUAAAGUCAUUCUUGACAAGGUCCCGACCGUCCAGGCGCCCGACGCACCUCCACCAGACCCGGACGCCAAGUUUGAUUGGCGCGGCGCCAAAGGUGGCGGCAAUGCCGGGCCACCUCCAAUGGCCGGUGCCGCCGAGAUUCCCGAGGGUGAGGAGGACUGUCUGAUGGGCAAGACGUUUGUUUUUACCGGCCUGCUCAAAACCCUCAGCCGCGAGGAGGGACAGGCCCUUGUCAAACGAUAUGGCGGCAAGGUUACUGGCGCACCGAGCAGCAAAACGGACUUCGUCGUCCUGGGCGAUGAUGCGGGUCCCAGCAAACUCAGGAAGAUCAAGGAGCAUGGUAUCAAGACGAUUGAUGAGGAAGGUCUGUUUUACCUCAUCCGAACAAUGCCUGCUCAUGGCGGUGGCGGAAAGGGUGCUGAGAAGGCCAAGGAGAAGCAGGAGGUGGAAGCGAAGAAGGUUCGUGAGGAGGCUGAACGCAUGGAGAAGGAAGAGAAAGCCAGACAGGCCGAAGCCGAGAAGGCGGCCAAGAAGGCUGCUGCCGCCCGCGGGGCCCCUGCUCCGGUGCGGGCCCAGAUUCUAUCGCAGUUGUGGACAACCAAGUAUGCUCCGACGCAGCUCAAUCAGAUUUGCGGCAACAAGGCGAACGUCGAGAGGAUUCAGUCCUGGCUCCACAACUGGCCCAAGUUUCGCAAGUACGACUUCAAGAAGAGGGGUGCAGAUGGGAUGGGCGCGUAUCGCGCCAUCAUCAUCUCAGGACCGCCUGGAAUCGGCAAGACGACGGCUGCCCACCUUGCGGCCAAGCUUGAAGGCUACGACGUCCUGGAGAGCAACGCCAGCGACACACGCAGCAAGAAACUUGUUGAAAGCGGAGUCGCUGAUGUCCUCAAUAACACGUCCCUUUUGGGCUAUUUUGCCGGCGACGGCAAGAAGGUCGAUGCCGGUAAAAGGAAGAUUGUCCUCGUCAUGGACGAGGUCGACGGCAUGUCCGCAGGUGAUCGAGGCGGUGUUGGUGCGCUUGCAAAAUUCUGCAAGAAGACGGACGUCCCCCUCAUUUUGAUUUGCAACGAGCGCAGGUUGCCCAAGAUGAAGCCUUUCGACCACGUUGCAUUCGAUGUCAAGUUCCAGCGCCCGACCGUUGAUCAGAUCCGGUCCAGGAUCAUGACUAUUUGCCACAGAGAAGGCCUGAAGAUGCCGCCGCCCGUCGUCAACGCGCUCAUUGAGGGCAGCGGCAAGGACAUUCGCCAAAUCAUCAACAUGCUUUCCACGGCCAAGCUAGACCAGACUACGAUGGACUUUGAUCAGAGCAAGGCCAUGGCCAAGGCCUGGGAGAAGCAUGUUGUGCUCAAGCCUUGGGAUAUUUGUCAGAAGAUGAUCGGAGGCGGUUUGUUCAGCCCAGCAAGCAAGGCGACGCUGAACGACAAAAUCGAGCUCUACUUCCACGACCACGAGUUCAGCUUCCUGAUGAUCCAGGAGAACUACCUGCGCGCAAGGCCGGCCGGGUUGAACGCACAGGGAUACACUGACAGGCUUCAAAUUCUCAAGCACCUUGAGCUUGUCGAUCAGGCCGCUGAAAGCAUCAGCGACGGAGACCUAGUCGACCGCAUGAUCCAUGGCCCACAACAGCACUGGAGCUUGAUGCCCACGCAUGGAGUCUUCAGCACCGUCAGGCCGUCGAGUUUCAUUGCCGGUAUGUUCACGGAACAGCCCACGUUUACAACAUGGCUCGGCAACAACAGCAAGUACGGAAAGCUGGGUCGAUUCGUUCGCGAGAUUCACUCCCACAUGCGUCUCAAGUCUUCGGGCGACCACAACGAGAUUCGGCAGCAGUAUCUGCCUGUGCUCUGGCACCAGUUGGUCAAGCGCCUGGAGAUUGAGGGCAAGGAUUCCGUCGAGGACGUCAUCAAUCUCAUGGACAGCUACUACCUCACACGGGAGGACUUUGAUUCCAUCAAGGAGCUUGGCGUGGGGUACCAGUCGGAGACCACCGUCAAUAUCGAUACGCAGACCAAAGCCACUUUCACCAGGAUGUACAACGCCGCCUCCCACCCAAUGCCUUUCAUGAAGGCCAGCAACGUGACGGCGCCGCGGAAGCUCGGCAAGGAGAUGCCGGAUCUGGAGGAGGCCAUUGAGGAGGAGGAUGAGAACGACGUUGCCGAGGUUGCUGAUGUCGAUGAGGACGAGGAGCUCGACCUCAAGACGGACAAGUACAUCAAGCAGCCGAAGGCCAAGGGCGGGAAGAAGACAGCCAAGAAGACAACGAAGGAUGAAGACGAUGAUGAUGAUGAUGACGGUGAGGGUGGCAAGCCCGCGAAGAGCAAGGGCAAGGCUGCCACUAGGGGUAAGGGAAGGCCGAAGAAGGCGUAAUGCAAGGGCUUGUACGCUUGUGAGUUUUUGCUGAGCUGGAGCAUGUUGUAGACUGGCUUGGCAGGCCUAUGCUACCUAUGUGCACAUAUUCAGUGGAUUGUUGUAGGGGCCCCUUCAAACAAUGCUGAUUUGACUGGCCACAG